This is a messenger RNA of Penicillium antarcticum, 1704 nucleotides long. RefSeq names its product FG-nucleoporin nup42. The record is from RefSeq and is a predicted model, not a curated record. NCBI's taxonomy places the organism in Eukaryota, Fungi, Ascomycota, Eurotiomycetes, Eurotiales, Aspergillaceae. Gene Ontology annotation, molecular function: metal ion binding. Bases 1 to 1704 code for a protein of 567 amino acids. The transcript has 4 exons.
AUGACCGUCUGCACCUUCUUCCAGCAGGGGCGCUGCCGGUUCGGAGAUAAGUGCAAAUUCGAGCAUCCUGGCAGAGCCACAGCUGGUCCUUCGGGCAAUAGAUUCGGGGCUCUCUCUGGGUUUAGCGGAACAUCUUCCCCAAACCAAUCCCAGAGCAAGAAAUAUGCAGAUGACUUUGGCGUGAACGCAAGUGAUAUCAAGCUUGACCUGACUGCCGGCAAGAACCGUCCAUUAUGGAUCUUUUCCUCCUAUUCACCACAGCAGCAUGUUCCACGCCAGCUGUUCGGUGGUCCUGGGCGCGAGCAAAGUCCGGAAGAGUUACGUGCGCGCCAUUAUGAAUUGGCAGCGGCGGGUAACAUCGACCAGGCGGUACAGGAAUCCCAGGCCAUGUGGGCAGAGUCUAUGAAGCAGAUGGACGUUGCCCUGGGUGAUCUGAAUGGCGCUGUCAAGUUCAUCAUCGAUGGCAAGAACGAGCACCCUAACAGACUCGAUAUCGUUGAGGGCAAGACAGGCCCCAAUGCUAACCUAGCUCCUGGGGCCCUAGGCAAUGCUCCCUCAGCCUUCGGGCAACCAUCGAUUGUAGGUCAGUCAUCUGGCUUCGGUCAACCUUCAACCCUCGGUCAGUCCUCAGGUUUCGGGCAGCCUUCAACUUUGGGCCAGUCGUCUGGCUUCGGCCAACCAUCAACUCUGGGACAAUCGUCCGGCUUUGGCCAAUCCUCGACCCUAGGUCAAUCUUCCGGCUUUGGACAACCCUCGGCCCUUGGCCAAUCGUCUGGUUUCGGACAGCCCUCAGCUCUAGGCCAGUCAUCCGGCUUCGGCCAACCCUCGACUCUGGGACAAUCAACCGGCUUCGGACAGUCCUCGACCUUAGGCCAGUCUUCUGGGUUUGGCCAGCCAUCGAAUUUGGGUGGCUCCGGCUUUGGUCAGCCAUCGACUUUGGGAGGACAAUCCGGGUUUGGCAAACCAGGCUUCGGACAGCCCGCAGCCCCGGCAGCCCCGGCAUCAAACCCUUUUGGCGCUCCAGCUACCUCUUCCUCGCCCUUCAGCCAAAUCUCUAACAAUCAAGCAGCCCCCGGGGGCUUCGGGCAACCUGCUCCUACAAACGCUCCCUCACCAUUCGCGCAAACAGCUUCACAGCAACCUGCAGCUCCUGCCUCUGGCGGAUUUGGACAGCCACAACCAACGUCUGGAUUCCCACCAUCUCAACCCGCCGCAUCUAACCCAUUUGGAGUGCCCUCACAACCAGCAGCAUCUAAUCCAUUUGGGACCCCAUCUCAACCAGCAGCAAGCCCAUUCAACCAGCCCGCCGUACCUCAAGGCGUGCCAGUGCAGCAUGCUGAUGCUGGCCCUCGAGCAUUCCUCAAGCUUGACGACCCGAGCCAACUCAACCCACUUCCAGAACUGCAGGGCGAGACAAGGCAUGAUCCAUCAUCGAAACGUCUGACUAUGUGGAAGGGCCGUCCAGUGAAGUACGUCAAUGACCACCCUUGCUACUUGCACCCGCAAGACAACAGCACGUUGGUCCGCGUCAAUUUCCCCAAUGGACCGCCUGAUUCAGCCAGUCUACGUGAUUCUCAAGCCAAGCCAGAGGAAUACACUCCAGAAGUGGCUGCGGCAUAUGAUUUCUUCCUCAACAACGGGUACUUCAAGGAUAGCAUCCCAUCCGUUGCCCCUAAGAGAGAGUGGAUUAGCUUCGAUUUUUGA